AUUUCUUGCGGUGGCGAUUGGACCUCCUGGGAAUGGCGGUAUCUUGCAAUAUUGGGGAGAUAGACGUUAGCAACAAAGAAAGUAUAUUUCCACUUUGGUUAAGAUGGAGUCGUACAUCAAAUGAUCUUCUAAAAUCCUCGGAGCAAAAACUGCUGUCACGAAUAAAAAGCGGUGUCGAGGCUUUUUUCGUACCUAUUUUCAAUGGCUCCUGCUACAUUAGAACCUUUGUUUUCCGACGUCAUAAAUCGGAUCAAAUAUCGCCUACAGGCAAAAUCACAGAUACAAACCAAGCCAUUCCUAUUGUAUUGGUUCAUGGAUUUGGUUCUGGAUCUGCUCUUUGGUGUAAAAACAUUGAUGCGUUCGCCUGCUAUCGCCCUGUGUAUUCACUUGAUGUUCUCGGAUUUGGACGAAGCUCUCGACCUCCUUUCCCGGUCGACGCCACUGCAGUAGAGGAAAAGUGGGUCGAGUCUAUUGAGCAGUGGAGAUCAUCGUUAAACCUGGAGAAGUUUAUUUUACUUGGCCAUAGUUUGGGUGGUUUUCUAGCUUGUUCUUACGCACUUACUCACUCCAACAGGAUUGCUCAUUUGAUCCUAGCAGAUCCUUGGGGUUUUGUCGAGGAUCCUUUAAAAGUUAAAGAUCAGUCGAAUGUAGGUGCAGCUCAAGCAUGGAUAUUUUCGACUUUCCGUCAAAUGUUCCGUCCCUUUAAUCCUUUAUCCUUUCUUCGUGCUGCCGGGCCUUUCGGGCCUAGCCUUAUCCACUAUUUUCGUCAGGAUCUAAGAGGGUUUUUCGAUCAAAGACCCAUUCGUGUGGAAGAGAUAACAGAAAUACCGCGAGCAGAACAACUUGAAUCGACCCAGAGUUUUCCUUACGAUAAUCACAUUCAGUCAACUAAUGGUGAGGAUGAUGUUUUCAAGCCUCCAUCACCGAUCCACAUAACGAUGAAGACUGGGGGGACCGUCUAUGAUAAAUCAAAUUCCAAUACAAUGGAUUCUAUUGAUUUAAACGAUUUGGAUGGGUCUGUAGCUUUGGAUUACGUCUAUCAUAUUAACUGUCAGCAUCCAAGAUGUGGUCUUUUCUGGAUUAGGGGAAAAUUAAUAUUACGAAUUGUGGUGUUAAUAAUAAUGAACCGAAAAGCGAUUUAUUUCGUAUUCUGUGAUUACUUAACGGUGAAACAGGAUUCAAGUCAUUAUGUAGUUCAGUUGGAUGGCCUCAACGCCCAAUGUUAGACAGAAUUAGUCAACUCGAUCCUAAUGUUCCUGUCACCUUUAUAUAUGGUUCUCGAUCAUGGAUGGAUUUAUCAUCAGGAUAUAGAACUCGUGUAUUACUUCCUAAUUCGUACGUAGAUGUAAAGGUAAUCGAAGGAGCCGGACAUCAAGUGUAUGCUCAGAUGUCUGAAGAAUUCAAUGCUUAUGUAAAUAUGAUUGGACAACGCGUUGACAAUGGUGACUCAUUUACUCCGGGAGUUUAUAAUCCAAAUCCAGACUCUAAAAGAACAACAUUCGUUAAUGGUACGAAUAAAACCCAUGAAAAUAUAGAGUCUCGUGCUAACAACACUUCGAUAAAGGGACAUAAUAGCCGGAUUCGUCAUAAACGUUCGUCUUGUUCAUCACUUCAGGAAGAUACCUCACUGCUAACGCAAUCUAAUCGUUAUAUUCAAAACAGUAAGCAUGUUUUUCCAAAUGAAGAAGCAAGUGACGAAUCAUCCGAUUAACUUUCUUCACCCCAUGAAGCCUAUUUUGCCACUAAUUAUGUAAUUUUACGUCACAUUGAGGUUUGUAUCGCUAAAUAACAAGCUGUGACCUGAGUUUUAUGAAACUGUAAAGUAUUUAAAGUACUCAUGACAUUAAAAUACGAAAACAGCAAUACAAUUCUCAUAAUGGUUUCAGUCUUUCUAGUUCAAAUACACUAUCAAGAGACCAUAAAAUUUAGUGUUUUUAUCUUCCAGUCUCAUCACUGCUCUCCUCAUUUUAUGUUCUUACUUUUGAUAUCUUUCAUUUGAUUAAAAUUCAGCUUUCCCUAUUUUCCCAUAUAAAUGAUCCUGAUAACCUAAUCAGUUUGACAAGUGAAAUUUGCUGCUCGAUACUAAUAAUAAUCAUAAGAUAAAUAAGAUUCACAAACAUUUAUUGUUUAAUUUAGGUACCUAUAAAGUAAUUUGUGAUAAAGAGGAGAUUGAUUCUGAAUAAUCGUUCUCUUUUGUUUAGAAUUAGCAUCUUACAGAGUGUAUAUUAUUUCUCUGAAUCCCCUCUCUCUGAUUGGUUGAAUCAAAAGGUUUCUGUCAUUAGUAACGAUUACCCAGAAAAAUUCAUUUCUCAUUUAUUUGGUUAUUAUUUUUUACGGUACUUUUGCUUUUUACUCAAAAUUUAUUUUGCUCCUUAUGUAUUUUUAUGAUUUAACUAUUUUUUAAUUUGAUUGCUAAUGCAAUAAAUUAAUUAUAUCGUUGA
This is a messenger RNA of Schistosoma margrebowiei, 2441 nucleotides long. The record is from the annotation of a GenBank genome assembly. Lineage: Eukaryota; Metazoa; Platyhelminthes; Trematoda; Strigeidida; Schistosomatidae.